Molecule: messenger RNA, 601 nt
Organism: Lactuca virosa
Lineage: Eukaryota; Viridiplantae; Streptophyta; Magnoliopsida; Asterales; Asteraceae
Source: the annotation of a GenBank genome assembly
CUCACCAAAUCGACAUCGUAAGAGUCAAAAGUCUUUCAAUAUCCAUAGUACAUUUGUUAGGUAAGAUGAUGUUGUCAACAAAAGAAUGCUUAUAUAAAUUUUACAUGGUUUUGAUCAUGAACAUUUAAGGUUUGAACCGUUGGUUUCUUAAUUAACGUGCUAUGCCUCAGGAGAUAAAGGUGAAAGUUAGCAUGCAUUCUCAAAAAUGCAGGAAGGAGGUAAUGAAGACUGUCGCUAAAUUAUCUGGUGUUGAUCAGGUAUCCGUGGAUUUACAGAAGGAGAUGUUAGUUGUGAUUGGGGAUGUUGACCCUGUUUGCGUCGCAACUAGCUUGAGAAAGAAACGGAAGGUUGCUAAUAUUGUAAGUGUUGGACCAUACAAAAAGAAAGGGACGGAAGUCAAUAAACCUGUUGGAUUUCCAAUGAUGUAUUGUAACACUCCUUGUUAUGAUGGAUAUGGACAUUUUGUAUAUGGGUAUCCGCCAAUCCGUGAUGCUGGAGGUUGCAACAUUCUGUAGAUGCUAUUGUACAAGACCGCAUUCUAAACAUUUUACUGGAUUUUAGGUGUAUUAAUUCUCUAUUCAUUAAUAAUUUUCUGUACGCU